Molecule: messenger RNA, 1675 nt
Organism: Manduca sexta (tobacco hornworm)
Lineage: Eukaryota; Metazoa; Arthropoda; Insecta; Lepidoptera; Sphingidae
Exons: 8
Coding region: 353-1621 (422 amino acids)
Source: RefSeq, a predicted model, not a curated record
CAGAUGUUUUAUUUAUAUUUAGUCUGAGUACUUAGUUAUCAAUCUGAGAAUAUAAUAAACAAUUCUCUUUGAUUAUAAUUAUCUUUGGCGCAGCGGUCAGCGCGUGACGCGCAUCAUUCGUGGUGUCAAAACAGAGCGUCAAAAAGAUAUAAACACUGCGUUCCGUGGCGUGGCGUCUGCCACCAACCUGCUGGUAGUGUUUGUAGUCUUUGUGGCAACAGUGCCAAGAGCGCCGGUCGCGUGCGAGGUACAAGCGGCGCCAUGUGUCGGGCACAGCGGCGCGGUUGAGCGCGGUUAGACCGCACCAUCCGCAAGCAUUGAGUGUUUGUGCCGUGGUGUGGCGUGAGUUGUGAUGGCGGGUGGUGCGGAGGGUGCGGGUGGCGCGGGGGGCAGACUUGGAGACAUCAUCGACCUGGACCGGUACAUGCGCGCCGCCGUGCGACGCUCCGCCUCCGACACCACGGACGAUGGACGCACAGAUCGCCUGGUGGUGGACGGCGGAGGCGGCGGCAUCGGCGCCGUGAAGCCGACAGCGGGCAGCAGCAGCUCAGCGGGGCGGCCUGCGCGUACGCACCACAAGCGCUUCUCGCACGACUCUGGUCUCUCCGACGGGAGCUACGCGCCGAGAGUCAGGCGUCCACACAGACGGCUGAGUGCGGCGGAGGGCACAGGCGGUCGGUGCGGCCGCGAGGCGCGGGACACGCGGCUGCCUCGCGGCACCGACGCCUCCUCCAACUCUCUGCGCGAGUUCCGCGCGGUGUGCGAGCGAGCGCUGCUGGACCAGCGACAGCAGCUGGCACGUGUGACUCAGCUGUGCGAGCGACUCACCGCGCCAGCACUUCCUCCAGCCGCUGCCCAGGAUUCUAGCGACAUAUCCUCCAGUAGUUGCAGUACAAGAGACCAGCGUAGAAAAGACAAACAUCGGGCUGCUGAGUGCAAGACGUACAAGAUAAUAAUGAACAAGUUGGACGAGUUGAACCGUCUGUUCGCGGCGCGGGGCCGCUCUCCCCCCACCGCGCUGAGCCGCUCCCCGGCGCCGGCUGCGUGCCGUCGCCGCGCACCCUCAUCAUGUUCCGUGUCGGUGUCAGACAAGCUUGUGUCCACGGAGCCUAUAGAAAAGGUCAAUACCGGCAAAUUACCAAAUCAGCGGCCGAAGCAGGUGGAGCGUGCGACGGGCGGCGGCGAGUGGGCGGCAUCGAGAGCGGGCGAGCGGCGCACGGUGCGCGCGGUCACGCAUGCGUACGCGCUCGACAUCGCGCCUCAGGACCUCACUCGCAACAAGGAACGACGUAAUGUCACUACUGAGAGCAUAGUGGAGCGCGAUUCGACGGGCGACGAGUGUGCGUCGAGUGGGUGCGACGCGCGCUGCGGCUUCGACCUGGAUGAUCCUGUGCACUUGUACGCGCAAGCCAAACGCCUGCAAGCAAUGCACGCAUCGACACGUCGCUCGAAAAGCGCGGGCUACGAGGCGUCGCGUGGCAGCAGACGAGACAAGCGGCUCGGCGAGCGACUGGACAAGCGAGCUGGCUCGGGCGAGUCGUCGCUGUGCGCGCUGUGCCGCGGCUACUGGCGCGCCGUGCGGCGGUACAUCGGCACGCAGCUCUCCGGCCCUAAUUCUUAGUGGGCUUCUGCUUACGUACAAGCUAUUGCCUUUUAUUAAAUGCUACAUCUGUAA